This is a messenger RNA of Diospyros lotus (date-plum), 1698 nucleotides long. RefSeq lists its product as uncharacterized. The coding region runs from base 1 to 1698 and encodes 565 amino acids. The record is from RefSeq and is a predicted model, not a curated record. Lineage: Eukaryota; Viridiplantae; Streptophyta; Magnoliopsida; Ericales; Ebenaceae. The transcript has 4 exons.
AUGCCAGAGGAUCGACUCACCAUGCUGGAGAAUCAGGUCCAACAACUAACAGAGUUGUUGACUAGUUAUUUACGCCAGAAUGAACAACAUCGUCCGCACAUGCCCCCUCAGCAGGCGGAGCACCAGUCGCCUUCUCUUACUCGGGAGCCUCAUCAAUCCCGCCAGUCGGGCCAGGAAAUCCACCCCUCUGAGGCGGCAGGAUCUACUUCUUCCCCCUCACGAGAAAGAGGGACUUCGCAGGAGAGGCGACUGCGUUUCCUAGAAAAGCAAGUCCAGGAACUCAAAAAGGGAAAAGAAGAGCUGCCCCACCUCGGCUCUAACCAACCCUUGAACAAAGGCAUCAUGUCAGAGGUUCCACCAGAAAGGUUUCGUAUCCCAUCCAUCAAGCUUUAUGACGGAAGCACCGACCCCUAUGAUCACGUAGAACUUUUCUCCUCUCACAUGCUGAUGCAAUCGGGUCUGACGCGAUGUGGUGCCGGCUGGGAAGAGCUGAAGACCUGUUUCCUAGCCCAUUAUGCUCCCUUGAAGCGCCAUCGGAAGUCUUCCAUGGCUCUGGUGAACACCAAGCAAAAUCAGGGUGAAUCCCUAAGGGAUUUCGUGGCUAGGUUCAAUGAGGAGGCAUUGAGCAUUGAUGAGUUCGAUCAGUGGAUCGCAAUGGUGGCUCUCCAGAAUGGCUUGAGGGAUGGACCAUUCGCUCAGUCCUUAGCCAAGACUCCACCCCGUACUUUCACAGAGGCCCUUACACGGGCUAACAAGUACAUCAAUGCUGAAGAGGUGAUGAAGGUGAAGCGAGCUGAACAACCUGACAAGAAAGAAAGAGAAAAGGAGAAGAAAAAGCCAAUGGGGGAACAGAAGAUGGAUUAUCGCCCCUCCCAAGCUCCUGAUCGCCGGGGUUUUGGGGGUGCACGGGGAAGCCCGUCUCCACCUAACACUCGAAGCAAAAAGAAGUAUUGUCGCUUCCACCGUGACCACGGUUAUGAGACAAAUGACUGCAUCCAAUUGAAAGAAGAGAUACAUGAGCUUAUCAAUCGGGGUUACCUCUGGGAUUUCGUUAGUCGAGGAGGUGUGAACUCGAGCAGGGUAGAAUCCCAACUGGAGCAAAGAAGGAGGUCUCCUACUCGUGAUCGCUUUCGAGAGCAAAGUCAAACACCGCCCCGGAGAGAAGGAAAACAGCUCAUCGAGGAAGGAGGACAUAAGUUUAUCUUGUACAUGUUGGCGGUGGGAACAGUUCUAAGGCCUCACUCAACUGCUCCCAAGAGCGUGGUAAAGGAGAAGGUGGUCAUCACAUUCUCCGAAGAGGACCUUCCGAGCUAUCCCAACUAUUCAGAUCCGUUGGUGAUCACUGCUCAAGUAGAAGAGUGGGAGAUGAGGCGAAUCCUCGUAGACCCGGGUAGCUCUUCGGAGAUUCUUUACAAGAGGGCGUUCCUAGGGAUGGGGUUCACUCUCGAUCAGCUGAGGCCAGUCCGUGUCUAUAACACCCGGUGUUACAGAUCUGGGCUUAAUGCUCUGAGGGCGGUACCGAGCACGUAUCACAUGGUGUUGAAAUUCCCUACUCUGGGAGGGAUUGACAAGGUAAGAGGAGACCAACGGCAAGCUAGGGAAUGCUACGUAGCCUCCUUGAGUGCCACUAUUGCCAAGGGGUCAGAGUCAAACUCAAGACUGAACCAGGAUGCUGUCCCUCAAGACGGUCAGGGCUAG